AUGAAGCUCAAAUUCUCCAUACACAACUCCCCAGUGAGCUUCUGGAGCUCUAUCAUAUGCAUGACGACUCUAAGCUUUCAGCUUGCACAUGCCUCCAUAUCCCUAGACCUAGAAAGCAAAGAAUCCCUCAAGAAAGCGGCCGAAACCGCCGCCGCCGGGAUGCUCCAGUACUACACGGGUUACCGACCCGGCGACGUCCCAGGCAAUCUCCCCGACCCAUAUUAUUGGUGGGAAGCUGGGGCCAUGUUUGGCGCGCUGGUGGAAUACUGGUACUAUACGGGAGAUUCGCAGUGGAACGACAUCACCACCCAAGCCCUCCUCCACCAGGUCGGACCGGCAAACAACUACAUGCCGCCGAAUCAAACCACAACGCUGGGAAAUGAUGAACAGGACCAAGCAUUCUGGGGUCUUUCGGCUAUGUCUGCCGCUGAAGUCAAGUAUCCCAAUCCUCCGGAGGACGGGCCGCAGUGGCUAGCUCUGGCACAGGCUGUGUACAACUCCCAGGUGCCGCGGUGGGACAACGCAACCUGCGGCGGCGGGUUACGCUGGCAAGUGUUUUCGUUUAACGACGGAUACACGUAUAAGAACACAGUAUCAAAUGGAUGCUUCUUCAACCUCGCCUCGCGACUCGCGGUGUAUACGGGAAAUGAGUCCUAUGCCGCGCGGGCUGAGACAACCUGGGAUUGGACUGAAGGCAUGGGAUUGUUCAAUAAGAAGUAUCAUUUCUUCGAUGGGACAGAUGUCCGGAACAACUGCUCCUCAAUCAAUCAUAUCCAGUGGACAUAUAAUGCUGGGUUAUAUUUGCUGGGUGCAGCGCAUAUGUACCAUUUUACAAACCAAUCAGACCGUUGGCGCAGCCGGUUAGAAGGCAUCAUCGAAGGGCUGGAGGUAUUUUUCGGAGAGGACAACGUGAUGAGCGAGGCGGCCUGCGAGCCGCACGACACCUGCAACAUCGACCAGCGCUCCUUCAAGGCGUACCUCUCCCGCUGGAUGGCUCAUACCGUCCAGAUUGCGCCAUUUACGUACGACUUGCUAAUGCCGAAGCUGCGCGCCUCGGCGAAGGCGGCCGCCCUGCAGUGCAACGGGCCAAACAAUGCAUGCGGGCUGCGGUGGAGGCGCGGCGCAGAAUAUGACGGCAGCACAGGCGUCGGCGAGCAGAUGGCCGCGCUGGAGGUCUUCCAGGGACAGCUCGUGGAUUAUGUCGAGAACCGGGUGACUGCGUCGACUGGAGGUAUUAGCAAGGGGGAUCCGAAUGCCGGAGGGGAUACCUCCGAUGAGGAUGCCGUGGGUAUUGCACCAGGGCAUAUUGGAGUUGGAGAUCGGGUGGGAGCAGGCGUCGGCGAGGUCAAUACUUUCACCCUAUUCUUGGGAGUCUCAUUCGGUCUUAACUGA
Molecule: messenger RNA, 1392 nt
Organism: Aspergillus terreus NIH2624
Lineage: Eukaryota; Fungi; Ascomycota; Eurotiomycetes; Eurotiales; Aspergillaceae
Product: glycoside hydrolase family 76 protein
Exons: 5
Coding region: 1-1392 (463 amino acids)
Biological process (GO): fungal-type cell wall biogenesis; carbohydrate catabolic process
Molecular function (GO): mannan endo-1,6-alpha-mannosidase activity
Source: RefSeq, a predicted model, not a curated record